Cuculus canorus (common cuckoo) is the source of this 8387-nucleotide messenger RNA. RefSeq names its product zinc finger DHHC-type palmitoyltransferase 8 (gene ZDHHC8). The record is from RefSeq and is a predicted model, not a curated record. Gene Ontology annotation, biological process: protein palmitoylation. Lineage: Eukaryota; Metazoa; Chordata; Aves; Cuculiformes; Cuculidae. The transcript is spliced from 13 exons. Bases 135 to 2456 code for a protein of 773 amino acids. Gene Ontology annotation, molecular function: palmitoyltransferase activity.
UUUCCUGUGCUGGAGGUCAGCUGCUGCCGUCCCUCGCGCCGCCCGGUCCCGCUCUGCCCGUGCCGGAGGGUCCCCGUCGCCGCCCGGCUCGCUGCUCUCGGCGCGGGUUUACAUAGUGAUGUGUAAACUACAGGAUGCCCAGCAGCACCGGGAAGAGGUUUAAACCUACUAAAUACAUCCCUGUCUCCACGGCGGCUGCCUUGUUAGUGGGUUCGACUACUUUAUUUUUUGUUUUCACGUGCCCCUGGUUGACAAAAGCCAUCUCCCCAGCCAUCCCAUUGUACCAUGGGCUCGUGUUCUUGUUUGUACUCGCAAACUUCAGCAUGGCAACUUUCAUGGACCCUGGAGUUUUCCCACGAGCAGAUGAAGAUGAAGAUAAAGAUGACGACUUCCGAGCUCCACUCUACAAGAACGUGGAGAUUAAAGGAAUCCAAGUACGGAUGAAAUGGUGUGCCACCUGCCACUUCUACCGUCCUCCACGCUGCUCGCACUGCAGUGUCUGUGACAACUGUGUUGAGGAUUUUGACCAUCACUGCCCAUGGGUCAACAAUUGCAUAGGACGGAGGAACUACCGCUAUUUUUUUCUCUUCUUGCUGUCCUUAAGUACGCACAUGGUUGGAGUAUUCACCUUUGGGCUCAUCUUUGUUUUAAAUCAUAUGGAAAAGCUGGGAGCAGCUCAUACCACCAUUACAAUGGCUGUCAUGUGUGUGGCUGGGUUAUUCUUCAUUCCAGUCAUUGGUCUUACUGGCUUCCAUAUUGUUCUGGUGGCCCGAGGGCGCACAACGAAUGAACAGGUGACAGGUAAAUUCCGUGGGGGAGUGAAUCCUUUUACCCGAGGAUGCUGCGGAAACGUGGAACAUGUGCUCUGCAGCCCCUUGGCUCCGAGGUACAUAGUCGAACCCAAGAAAAAGCAAGCUGUGAGUGUGAAGCCUCCUUUCCUCAGGCCCGAUUUAUCUGAGCGACAGAUCAUGGUGAAGAUCAGUGACAAUGGAAUCCAAGCCAACCUCAACCGGAGCAAGUCUAAAAUUAGCCUGGAAGGUCUGGAGGAUAAAAAUAUGGAUGUGCAACCACCUCUCCCAUCCAAAGGAGAUCCGAGCAAGUACUCCGAGUUGAAAGGGCAGCUGGGGACCGAUGAAGAAGGCGGCCUUUCCCCCAAGCUGAUCAGCCCUCCUACACCUGCAAUGUACAAGUAUCGACCGGCUUUCAGCAGCAAUCCCAAAGUCCACUACCACGCUACGGCUGAGCAGAUCACCAUGCAGGAGGGACACAGCCAAGGGGCUCUGAUAGAAGAGGAUGGCAGGAGCCUUGAUUACCAGUCCGAACCCAGCUUGGACAUGCCCACCUAUCGGAAGAGCUCCCUCCACAAGACCUAUCAGUCUUCCCCACUUCAGAUAGAUUCCUUUGCCGUCAAUUCACGAUCGCUGAGCCUGAAAUCUGCUGGCAGGAGAGGAACAGACAAAGUGCCCCUUCAUCCAAUAAAGUCUGAGGGGGCGGCUUCCACCCCUUACAAAAGCAUCUUUUCUCCCAAUUCCCUGUCAAACAGAAAUGGGAGUCUUUCCUAUGACAGUUUGCUAAACCCCAUGUCACCCUCGGGGAGGAAGUGCAUCGCCCAUUCUGCGGUCAGCUCCGUUGGGUACCACUCCCCCUAUUUAUCAGCCAAAAUGUGCCAUCUACGGGGCAGCGAGUUGCAACGCCAACCACCACAGAGCUUCAGCCCAGUGCUGGGGGGUCCAGCGCCACAUCAGCGGGACCCCUCCCCAGUCCGCUAUGAUAACCUUUCCAAAACCAUUAUGGCAUCCAUCCAGGAGAGGAAAGAGAUGGAAGAGAGGGAGAAGCUUCUCCACUCGCACCCUGAUUCGGUGUUUGCAGACUCAGGUGUCUAUGACACCCCUAGCUCUUACAGCCUGCAGCAAGUCAGCACACUCUCGGAAGACCCUCGCAGUGUGGCAAUGAGAUACGGAUCUAGAGACAAUCUAAUGGCUGCUACCAGUUUUAGCACAAGGAACCCUAUACUGCAGUCUCAGUGUCGUUCACUCUCAAGUGCAAUGACAAGAGCACACAAGGACUUCCACAACCUCUUGCAAGCUGACUUAGCCAAUAACAAUGUCCAGUCCCAUCAAGCACUACAGGGCAGGGUGAGCAAUGGCUCCUACAAAUCCCCAGGCCACCAGGUCCCAUCUUCUCCCACGGGGAUGCCUAGGUCGCCCUCUUAUGGAGGCCCGAAGGCAGUCUCGUUUGUGAACACUGUGGAGAUUACAGAGGUGCAAUCAGUGGGAGCACAGAGGGAUGACAUGCAGUUGAAGACACCUCACAGUAAAAUAAAUGGACAGCCAAAAGGAAUAUCCAGGUUGGGUUCAACAUCAAGUUCCCAGGGGACGCCUGUCAGCCCCGUUAGACACUCAAAUGUUAAGAAGGUGUCUGGAGUUGGUGGAACAACCUAUGAAAUUUCAGUGUAGGAUAAAAUUAAUAAAAAAUAAAGAGCCAUCCACUCAGCCAGCCAUGAAGCUAGGAGCACUGUGAAGACUCAAAUAACAAGAAAGAAGGAGCAGCAGCAGCUGGCCACUCUACUUUUCAUGUUUUGGGUUUGUUCUGCUUUCAUCUUUCUCUUUUGGCCAAAAAACAGCUGCAGCCUUAUUCAUGAGGGAAUUGUACAGUUCAUCAGACUUUUCCUGAACUGAUGGGCAGGACCUGGCUGUGACCUACCACCACAACUACAAAGCGGUUUUCUUUCAUGCAAGAGAGCUCUAAAGCCAUUGUGCUUGAGUCUGUACAACAAACCUGUUGUGUACCAGUUGUGCUGUGAAAAAGUAUGCUCAGUCCAGGAUCAUUCGGUUUUCCCCAUGCCCUUUCCCAGUUUUUCUGGCCAGCGAUGUGUCCAGCAGGAGUCAGAGGCCCAACUGCUGUUUUCCUACUGACAUGGGAAGCAGGCUCUGGGGCGAUCUGCUUGUGCAAGAACUGCUCUGUGUCAUGCAGGCGUUGGGGUUGUGUUCCUCCUCCUGGGAAGGAGCAAGGCAAGGGCACUUGGGCCACAAAUGCCGUGUCGUCUUUAAAAGCCUCCCUGGCCCUGGAUGGGAGCAGGAGAAGGGAAUGCAACAGCUUCUCACUGUCUGCCAUUCGACUCCCUGUGUGAAAUUGUAUGUAUGCGCGCGUGUGUUCGUCUCUCAUGGAAAAGGACCGCAACACCAGUAAGGAUCUUCCACUCCGACUUCUUGCUCCCUCUGGUUUAUAAAGGCUUCUCUGACUCGGAAACAAAACCAAGCAGAUAAGAAAGGAAAUAUUUGGAUGGGAGCAUAUUUUAAACAGCUGUCAGCUGCUUUACCUGCACCCUCCUUAUUAACUGUUGGAUUUCGACAAUAACAUGGUUUACUGCCUUGCCCUGGUGCCGUCUGUGUAAUCCUGCAGCAAGGUUAUCGUGAUCUGUUGAAUUCACGGUGUGUGUAACUGAGCCAAGUGUACAUCUAAAGGAUAUAAAUUAUCUGUCUGCCUAAUUACUAGCACAUUCCCUCUGGUCUUCAAUACUGUUAAGACUAAAGAAUUUCCAUUUGGGUUUUUUUCCCCCUGGGGAACAACUUUUUAAAAUAUUAUCAAUCAAUCAGUUUAACAUUCUGAGGCUUCCUUUUCCUGUCUCCAGAAAACUACAUUUACUUUGUUGGAUUUCAAGACAACUCUACUAUUAAAACCAAGAAAAGGGUGCAUUACUUCUGUCACAGAUAUGAGGACUCUGGCAAAACAAAUUUUGGGACAAACGGAUUUAUUUUUUUUUCUUUUCUCCAUUCCUUUUCUCCUUUUCCUUCCCUUUCAGUUACCACCUCACAAGUCAAAAGUCUGGAACAAUGCUAACUAGCAAGAUCAUGUGUGCUGUUAAGAAUAUCCUGAGCAACUGUUGCCAAAGUCCCUAAAAAUGAUUAUUUGUCAUUGAGCCGGUCAGCAUAUGAAACCUCAACUUCCCACCUGAUUCUUCUGGUGAAUAGUUUUAACUAGAGAGCUAAAUUCAUCAUUUUUCAGGAUAUUUCUUUGGAGAAGUUGAAUCCUUUUCAGGCCUUGAUAUAAUGGAGAGCCCUCCAGAUAUUUGGUAGCAAUUCAGAAUGUGUUAAUAACAGCUUACUUGUUUUCACCUAUGUUGAGAUUAAUUAUUCCAGAAGGCAAAUGUUAAUCUUACUUUUGCCUGUUUAAAAUUUAUCUUUUGAUUUGAUAAAUCUUGGCAUCUGCAGCAAUACAUGCUUAUUGCGUCCCUUGUAUAUCACAUCAUUUUUUGUAAAGGAAGGUUGAAGGGAACAUAAGAAAGUUAAUCAUCUCUUUGUAGUGCUCUGUGUUGUGCAAAGGGAGGAACCUGGAAAGCAAUGCAGCUGCAAUAGGCCAAAGUUAGGAGAGAGCAAACUAGAAAUCAGUGGGCAUUUCAUUGCCUUGGUGAUACUUUAAAUGCCUGCUGUAGGGAGCAGAGAAGCAAUAGUCUUUCUAUGCAGAUUUGCUCACUGGCAUGUAGAAUAUUGUCUCUGGCACCACGGAACCAGAAAGACGCUGGCAAACUGGAUCGGGUACAGAUGGAGCAAUAUUUAUUGAAAGACUGGACAGACAGGCUGAUGAGAAAAUUUAAAGGGCUAAAAUCAUGUCUCUGGCUAAGCAAUGGUGUGGAAAUGCAGUAUCAUAACUUUACAAAUACUUUAGUUAGAAGAUGUAAAACCAAAGGUAAAUCAAAGGAUCAUCACUGGUAACCAAUGGUCUCUAUUAAGACGAGAGCAGAAAAGAUGGAGGGGAAGAAUCAGUGGAAUAGUCUUCCAAGGCAGAGUGUAGGAGACUUAACUAGUUGGGACAGGCAAACUGGAUUUGGACAAGUCAUCCAAAAAAUGGGUGUAUGAGGUGAGCCUGCAGGGGCAAGGGGUUAGACCAGAUGGCCUUACGGAUUUCUUCCAUCUUUAACUGUUAUUAAUCUGCAGUCUUCCCUGACUUUAACUCCUCAGGAAGAUGCAGUACUUCCUUAAGGACUGGAAUUCACUCUAGUGCAUAGAGUAUCAAAAGACUUACUUGUUUUUAAAGUAUCGUGUAUGCCAUAUGCAAGCCCUGAAAAAGAAGGGGUACGUGACACACUGAAUUUGGGCUGGAGAGCUGGACAAGGGCACAUUUUAUCAUGUAUCUUUGAAUAUGUACAUGAAAUUCAUGCAAGCGAGGCUGAAAAUUUGCACCAAUGUAAUAUUUGAGAUUUGCAUCCCAGUGAUGCUCCACUUUGAUUGCUUUCUCCUGCAUUUAUAAACAUGAAAGCUACUGAGGAACUUGAAGGGCCAAAGAGCCUUUGAAGUUAACUACAUUAGUUCAUGAGAGAAUUUCUCAGUAAGACUAAACACAAUAUUGUGUGUAUAAAGCACUAAUAACCAGGGUUAUUUUGACAUAGUUCACAAGGGGUAGGGGAGGAAAGAAUGAAUGCACUGUGUCAUUACAGGUUCAGAUGUAAGGACUAUGUAUAUUACGAUAGCGUAGCCCACAGCUGAGAGAUAUUCAACUUGUUACUAGGUUUACAAUGGUACCAAAGUUUUUUUGGUUUUUUUUUUUUCUUUCCUUUUGAGGUUUGCAUAUAAUUCAGUGCACAUAGCCUGGAGUAAGUUAUUCAAAUCUUCUGAAAGAAUAAUCCAAGCAGAACUGUUAACAGGAGAUUGCAUGCAGCAAAUCCAGCCUCAUUUCCAUCUAAGGCACUGAACCUGCAGCUAUUUUCUCAUAAAUGUAAGUGUCUGUUUCCAUAGCUCCUGUUACGGGACUGGGGACCUAUUUAGUAAGUCUAAUUUUGGAGCAGAAUCCAGCCCAUGUUAUAGUUCUUCAAGCGGUUUACAGAUGAGCAGUAAGGUUCUUCUGCCCAGAUAGUCUCAGUUUUUACAGCCAAAUCUUCAGCUGGUGUAAACUCGUGUGGCUCCAUCAAAGUUCAUUUAAGUGAUGCUAAUUUACAGUAGGUGGGGAUCAGCCGUGAAAAUCCAGCACUAGUUAACACAUCUUGUAAAGUAGCUUCUUUAUUUUUGUCAUGUGUAUUUCAUGUUUCAGAAGUUUUAAAUCUCUUCAAUGUGUUUUUAGCUGUGGAUUGUAUUACUUAUUUAAAAAACAGCAAUAGUUUUUGUUUAGUUUGUGCAUCAAUUUUCAUUGCAUAUUGCAUUUUAUUAGCUGUUCGUUCCUUGUUCAUGCACUCCCAUUUAGCUUCCAGGUUUUCAUUGUAGUACAAUCUGCCUUGAAAAGUUGGAUCUCUGUAUCUUUAGUUGUAUAAUAUAUGGAGUAUUAUGAAAUUAAAUGUAUCUUACUACAUGGGUGGGAGAGAGAGGACAAAUUUUUACUUGAAGCCUUAAUAUUUUCUUUUUUUUACUACUUUGUUUGUUGACCUCAUAGGAAAGUUGGAAUAGCAAACACCUUGAAACACUGGGCCAAAUACUGCACUGAUGUACAACCAGCAUUUGGCCCCCUGUGUCAAAACUGGAUGCAGACAUAACCUGAAGUGAACAAGGGAAAAAGCCUUAGUGUGGCAAAUUUUCCUGAAGAUCAUUAAUACAGUUUCAAAAUGUGUCUGUAAGCAAGUACAUUAAAGAAGUCUUCAAGUCUUUAAUUUUUAGGAAAGGUGAUAGCAGGAACUGCCGUAGGAUCUUACGUUUGUGUUUUCUUUUUAAAUUAAAUAAAACAAAACAAAUGUAAGUACUUAAUUUGGUUAAAGUCAGCUCUAGGGGUUGCACAGAGCUAUGUGUUCAUAGCCACGUGCAGCAAAUGAGCUGUGUUGUGUUGCUGUUCUCAAAUUGCUAACCAAGCAUAAUAUUAUGUCGGCUUGGCCUAAGAUAAUCACCUCGUGGGCGUUACGGUGGAUGUUCCUCAGACAAUGCCUAUUCUCCUAUAAGCCUAAUGUGGAGAUUGCAAUGUGGUUUUCUUUGGGCUAUAUCUGUAGUCCAGACUAGAGAUAUAGAUAUAUAUAUAUAGAUAUAUAUUCAAUAUUUUUUUGUGUGUGGGAAAGAUGAGGUCAAAGUUGCUGUCUUUGACAGUCUGGGAAGUUAAUGUCGAACCGUUUUUAUGGUCUGUAUUUCACCUGUUCUGCCACGUUGAAUUGUUGGAAUGUAUCUGUGCAGGCUUUGUGGAGCUCUGUCUGUAACCUUUUUUGUGGCUCUCGUAAUACAUAUAUAUUUUUUAAAUCUCUGAGUCACUCCAGUAUUUUCAAAUGUCCUGUUUUCCCUGAUGAGUUACACCUUGGAUACAUUCGUUUGACGAGAUGGUUGAUGGUGCGCUGCCUUUUCUCAUUUCUACUUGUGCAAAGCGUGAACUGAAACAGCAGAACUGGAAAGGCCAGUUCCAGUGAAAAAUCUGCAGGUGACAAAAUAUUACAAGUUAAACUCAUUUUCAAGGUGCUUACGGUAGAGUAGCAAAUGCGCUGAGUUGUCAGAAGUGUCUCCUAGUUGUGACCAAUGCAUCAUGCUCGGGAGGCCACAGCAAGUGGUCCAUAAAAACAACAUUAAAUGCAGUUUUCUGUACUGUUUUUUACAGAAGUUUUGGGGUUUAUAGGGGUCCUGUGGUGCAGCCCAAUUGUGAAUCAUUGCUACAGAGUAACUGUGGAAAAAUGUUAUAUUGGUAUUUGUUGAAAUGUUCUAGCCAGGGUAUCUGGAUUUAUGCAUCCCAGUGUUGCACAAUUUUUAAUCUAUCUUCAUCUGUCUCUUUCUGUCUUUGAAAAUAUGUCCAUUUGAUCUGUAAGAACGGGCUUUAACACACAUUGCCAAACCCUCCUAACAGCAGCUGCUGCAGGCUUUCUGAUGCCAUAAUUUACAUAUGUGGGCUAAUUACAUUAAGCAAGGAUCCAUUCAAGCAUGUUCAUUAUAAAUGCCAGUGAUAUUUGUGUGCUGUCAUGCCUUAACCUGGCAGAAAUUGCCUUAUAUACAAGAUUGCUAGGCUCCAUUGAUGUUGGCUACAUCAAACAGAAUUAUAGAACCUUGUGAUCUGAUUUAAUAUCUUUUAUUUAAAGACAUCUUGGCUUAUAGCAACUUUGGCUUUCGUCUCUCUAAGUAAUGGAUAAAUCAUCCAAGUUUGUAUUCAUUUCUCCAUUAUUGUUUCUUUUUAUUCUGCAGGGCAAGUUUCAGUUCACAUUUUGGAACAUAAUGAGGAGAGACAAAGGAAACUAUUUAUACAGGGAUGCAGAACUCAUGGCUCUAGCUAGAUACGGAACAGGGACUUUUGCAAAGCUUCAGACAGCGGAUCUUAUCUAGAAAAGUGGCUUCUGUAGAAGAGACACUCAUCUACUAACUACGUGAACCACUAGCUCUUAUCAACCUCAAAAAGAAGAAUGAAGAAACUGGGGAAGAGGAACUUGCCUCACGGUUAGAUCACUGCAAAGCAAAAGCCACCAGGCACAUAUUCCUUAUCCGUCAUUCUCAGUAUAAUUUGGA